This is a messenger RNA of Diuraphis noxia (Russian wheat aphid), 1222 nucleotides long. Its product is annotated as nose resistant to fluoxetine protein 6-like. The record is from RefSeq and is a predicted model, not a curated record. Lineage: Eukaryota; Metazoa; Arthropoda; Insecta; Hemiptera; Aphididae. Gene Ontology annotation, molecular function: acyltransferase activity, transferring groups other than amino-acyl groups.
CCAAACACCGAAAAAUUGGAAUAUAUUUAAUUGUUGCACUCUUUAUUGCGUCUUUGGCGAUAUCGUUUGUUACAACCUAUCUUAACCAAGCGUACGGAAUGGUUCGCAUAAUGUAUUCGUUUUUGGAGAAUCCAAGUAGUUCAUUAGAGUUUAGUCAUUACUACCGGCCGUUUUACCAUCGAGGUACGCCUUUCUACGCCGGAUUGCUUGCUGGCAUCGUGGUGGAGGAACUGAAAAAACGAAAAAUCAAAUUUUCAUUGUCUGUCGUCUAUGCUGGGACUUUAGUAGUCUGCAUCGUUUGUAUUUGGGUUCAGCUGUACGGAUCCGUGUUCUACGAAACAUACAGACCUUACAACGCAUUAGAACAGUCGUUGUACGCUGCUUUUAGCCACUGCACUUGGGCUUUCAUAUUGUUUUGGAUAACGGUAUGCCAUUUCACCUCCGGUUAUGGUCCGAUAGAAAAACUACUCAAUAACAGAUUAACGGUGCCGCUGGGUAGACUAUCAUAUACAGUUUAUCUUGUCAAUAUCAUCGUCAUAAUAAUGAUAGAAAGUAAACAAAGAAAUGCAGUGACUCCCUCAUCAGAUAUGUUGAUGGAUGGAUGGAUUGUUGGAUCGUUGAGAACAUAUUUCAUUGGCGCKUUGCUGUAUUUAAUUAUCGAUGCACCGUUUGGUCUGUUGAUCAAACAAUUAUUGUUUAGAAAAGCACGUGGACACAACGAUCGCGUCGGAACUACGACAACGCCAAAUGAGAUGAACGCCAAUUGCGCAGAAACAGAACAAAAAAAUACGUCAAUUCUUUAAACACGUUAUGCGUACUUCUAGGUAACUCUAUUUGUUUUCAUAUCAUUCGGAAGUCUAUUUUUAACGCCAUAGCAUUGUAUUAUUGAAGUAUUUUGAUUAUUUUAUUAGAGAUGUGACAUUUACUCAUAAAAUAAUAAAUUGUUCACGACUUCACGUACAGUUACCACUAAAUAUUACUUAAAAUGUAUAUAUAAGAUUUUGUAAAUUUGUAAAUAUUUUUAUAUGACAUUUGUUUUUUAUACGAUAUUAUGUUCAAUUUCUUAUAUCUUCCAACAUUUUUAAUACACAUCACUAAAAUUGUUCAUCGGAAACCCUUAGUUGAAACAUUUUUAAACUGUGUAAGUACGGUAGGUGCCUAUACUAGGUAUUACGUAUUAUGUUAUUAAUGUUAUUAUACUAAAAAUAUACAAUUUAAAUAU